AUGUCAAGAAUCGAGUGUCCAACCCAUCUACCAGAACUAGUAAGGAAUCUUAGCUGCAGUAUAAAUAGUUCCUCGUCCUUUUCCGCAGAGUUUGCCUUGGCCCACGAUGUCUGGAACACCAGGGGCAGCUACACUUUUAAAAUAAGGCUAGGCUCGUUUAUGAGCAAUCGCACUUCUGUGGAUCUGGAUUUGUGUCAGGCCCUGGAAACUUUGCAAUCGGAACACUUUCUUCGAUUAAUUGCAGAUGAGUUCCGGCGAGUGGCCAACUUUCCAGUGAGUUGUCCAUUUAAAAAGAACACUCGCUAUCAUAUUGAUGGAUUUGCAAUCAGCGCCAAGUUUAUACCAAGUUAUGCUCCGGAACUGAGCUUCAUAUCGGACUGCAUGAUUUUUAUAAAUCGGAAACAAGCUUUCCAAUUGACAAUUUAUGGAAGCCUUAAUCGCACACGAUCUAAUAAAAAAAAUCUGUCUACAUUGGGAUAA
This is a messenger RNA of Drosophila bipectinata, 480 nucleotides long. RefSeq lists its product as uncharacterized. The record is from RefSeq and is a predicted model, not a curated record. NCBI's taxonomy places the organism in Eukaryota, Metazoa, Arthropoda, Insecta, Diptera, Drosophilidae.